Notolabrus celidotus (New Zealand spotty) is the source of this 4323-nucleotide messenger RNA. RefSeq names its product protein kinase N3 (gene pkn3). The transcript is spliced from 21 exons. Gene Ontology annotation, molecular function: small GTPase binding; protein serine/threonine kinase activity; ATP binding. Bases 340 to 3135 code for a protein of 931 amino acids. Gene Ontology annotation, biological process: signal transduction; protein phosphorylation. The record is from RefSeq and is a predicted model, not a curated record. NCBI's taxonomy places the organism in Eukaryota, Metazoa, Chordata, Actinopteri, Labriformes, Labridae.
CCAGUGACCUGAUCUGAUUGGUUCCUGCAGCACCUCAUCAUCACCGCCGGCCAACCAAUCGAGCCUGCGUCACCUGACGUCAGCUCUGCGUGGAGACGCAGUUAAACUCGAUUCAAACUUUGCCUGAGAUUUGUUUCCAUGAUAAGCAGCCCUGUCGCCGUCCGGAGCGCCUGAGAGCGGCUUUAGCUGGCUUUGAAUCCCACAUGAAGCCUUCGGUUUCCCUCUGAGAGAGCCGAGCCGUCCUUCCUGUAGCUUUUUACCGACUCUCCGGCCAGAACGAGACCGCUGGGAGCUGCCCGUGGAGCGGACUUUGACGGCCACAGACACCUGACAGCCACCAUGUCAGGUUUAGCUCUACAGAGCGGGAACCUGCAUGGUCUGGAUGAGGGCGACAUUCUGGAUCCGGAGUUCCAGCAGCGUCUGGAGGACGCUCGGACUCUCCUCAGGCAGGAGAUCCAGAGAGAGCUGAAGAUCAAGGAGGCGGCCGAGAGGCUGCGGAGAGCCGUCACCAACAGGAAGAGCGCGGCCAACGUGGAGGGUCAGCUGAAGGCCUCGAGACGCAAGCUGGAGAAGCUGCACUGGGAGCUGCAGGAGCUCAACGCACGGUCCAUGGCCACGGAGAAGCAGAGCACCACAGGUUCCUCUGAUGAAGUGGACCAUCAGGCAGCAGAGUCCUGUCAGUGGGAGGAGGCCACAUCACCUCUGGUCGGUCGAGUCCGGACUCUGAAGAAACAGCUCACCAUGGAGACUAAAGUCAAACAGGGAGCAGAGAACAUGAUCCAGACCUACAGUAACGGCUCCGUAAAGGACAGGAAAAUGCUCUCCACGGCACAGCAAAUGUUGCAGGACAGCCGCACAAAGAUCGAGCUGCUCCGGAUGCAGAUCAUCAAAGUCAGUCAGGCCAGAGACGAAGAGCGGGAAGGACCACAGGGUCAGCCCGAUGAGACGGUUGGCUCUCUGGAGCAGCGUGUGGCCGAACUCAUGCAUCACAUGAAGAUCGAAUCAGCCGUCGCUGAAGGAGCUAAAAAUGUGGUGAGGCAGCUGAGCGGGAGGAAGAUCCAGGACCGCAGGAUACUGGCUGAGGCUCAGGCCCGGAUGGAGGAGUCGUCUCAGAAGGUGGAUUUGUUGCGUCUCUCUCUGGAGCAGCGUUUAGCUGAGCUUCCUCUGGAUCAUCCCAAACACGCUGCCAUCAGAGAGGAGCUUGUGUCGGGAACGUCUCCUUCAGUAGGAACACCCAAGAAACAAUCCAAAGCCCUUUCUUCUUGCUCGUCUUCCUCCUUCUUCAAACCAGCAAGUAUAACAGGGCGUCUGGAGGUGUGUCUGAAAGGCUGCCAGGACCUGUUGGAGGACGUCCCGGGCCGUAGUCGUGUGACAAGUGUCUCUACGCCGAAUCCCUCAGAGGGGAAGUCUCUGAAGGUGAGAGCCGGUCUAUCAGGACGCAGCACCAACGGAAAAACCAACAAGACCGACGAACUCUCCUCUGAGGUGAGCGUGGUGCUGAAGGUGGACAGCAGGAUCGUCGGUCGAACUCACUGGAGACAGCCGGGGAAUGAAGCCUGGGACCAGAGCUUCAGCAUCGAACUGGAACGGUCCAGGGAGCUGGAGAUCGCCGUGUACUGGAGAGACUGGCGAGCACUGAGCGGCGUGAAGUUCCUGCGGCUGGAGGAUUUCCUGGAUAACCUCCGACACGGGAUGUGUCUGCAGCUGGAGCCUCAGGGCAUCCUCUUCAUCGAGGUCACCUUCAUCAACCCGGUCAUCGAGCGGCGCUCCAAACUCCAGAGACAGAGGAGGAUCUUCCCCAAAGAGAAAGGGAAGAACUUCCUGCGUGCCGCUCAGAUGAACAUGAACUUUGCCACAUGGGGCCGUUUGAUGAUGAGCAUCCUUCCUCCCUGCAGCUCUCUGGACCCCAUGAGCCCUCCGUUAGCCGGCCCCAACCCGGGCUCUGCAUCCUCCAUCACGUCUCCUCCGAGAGAACAUUCAGCGGUUAGUCUGAACUUCACUGAAGAACAAAUGGGUCGAUCUCCGCAGCGCACGAGAAAGAGCACCAAAGACUCUCCUCUGAGUCCUCCUGAGAGUAAGAACCCAAAGCCAAGGAGACAACCUUCAAUCCAGCCCACACCACGGAGAGAUGAAGGUCUUCAGCUGGAGGACUUCAACUGUAUCUCAGUGCUGGGACGAGGUCACUUUGGAAAGGUGCUGCUCGCUGAGUUCAAGAAGUCAGGGAAACUUUACGCCAUCAAAGCUCUGAAGAAAGGAGACGUGGUGACCCGAGACGAAGUUGACAGCCUGGUGUGUGAAAAGCGGAUCUUUGAAGUGAUCAACGCCGCCCGUCAUCCGUUCCUGGUGAACCUGUACGGCUGCUUCCAGACGGCAGACCACGUGUGCUUUGUGAUGGCGUACUCGCCAGGAGGAGACCUCAUGACGCACAUCCACACAAGCAUCUUCACGGAGAAACAGACGCUGUUUUAUUCUUCCUGCGUGCUGCUCGGACUCGAGUUUCUCCACCAGCACAAAAUCGUUUACAGGGAUCUGAAGCUGGAUAACCUGCUGAUGGACGCAGACGGCUUCGUCAGGAUCGCAGACUUCGGAUUGUGCAAAGAAGGUAUGGGUCACGGGGAUCGAACCUCCACCUUCUGUGGCACACCAGAGUUUCUGGCCCCGGAGGUUCUGACGGACAACAACUACACCCGCUGUGUGGACUGGUGGGGGCUGGGAGUCCUCAUCUAUGAGAUGCUGGUGGGAGAGUCUCCGUUCCCAGGUGACGAUGAGGAGGAAGUGUUCGACAGCAUCGUCAACGAUGACGUGCGAUACCCUCGUUUCCUUUCCCCUGAGUCUGUGUCGCUCAUCCAGAAGCUGCUGCAGAAGAAUCCUGAGAUGAGACUCGGAGCCGGAGAGGAAGACGCUGCUCAGAUCAAGAAACACAAAUUCUUCCAGACGAUGGACUGGAGCGCUCUCCUGUCGAAGAAGCUGAAACCUCCGUUCCUCCCGGUCAUCCGAGCGCCGAAGGACGUCAGCAACUUUGACGAGGAAUUCACCCGCCUCAAACCGGUCCUCACGCUCCCUCGGACCACCUGUGUCCUCACCGAGGAGCAGCAGGAGAUCUUUGCUGACUUUGACUUUUCUUACAUGAGAUGACCAAAGUGUUCACCGCUCACUGCUGCUGCCUCAUCAUCAUCACCAUCACCAUCAUCAUCAUCAUCAUCACGUCACUUUAGUCUGCCGUAAAGUGAUUCGACCAAAGAGAAACACCAGUCCUGCCUUUUUCAUGUCCGUGCAGCUCAAUAUUUCCACGUCGUUUAUCCGUUUACACCAAACACCUGAUCCUGCACUUUGAACUCAACAAGCAUUUAAUAUUUUUAACAUUUUGUCUCUUUUCAAACAUUAAACUAGAAUCAGAUGAUUUUAAACUUGGCCCACAGUUUCCACAUUUUGUGGUCUAGAUGACUCGUUCCUCCUGGAGCCGUGAAACAGGCUGUAAUGUCUGCAACUUAAUCCUUGAUGGAUCAAAGUGAGUCCACUAACAGGUCUCCUUUUUGUCCCUGACCGGCUCAGGUUGUUAUUCUAACAUUACAGAAAGGAUCCCUGCAGAGAGAGAGCUUUAUGAGGAAGAGAAAGAUGAUUUAUAACCACACACAAACGAUGCAUCUCUCUCUUUAAAGACAAAAAAACAGAUUUGACCGCAAACAACACGACCUCCUGGUCGACCACUUCCUCAUUUGUUCAAGUUUGUUUGUGUUAUUGUGAGACUCGGUUUCAAACGGGAGAACUGAUCCAACUAGAUGUUUUUGUAACGAACAGUAACUCAUAAAAACUCCCUAAUCGAGGGAGUGGUAAACAAGCAACUUCCGUGGAGUUUGUAGGCUUCAAUACCUAACGUCAUCCUCUUCUUCAUAACACUCUCUCUCUCUCUCUGCAGACUCUUAGAAUAACAACUUGAGCCUAUCAGGAUCAAAAGUAAGAACUGUUAGUGAACUCACUUUGAUCCAUCGAGGAUUAUGUUGCAGACUGUACAGCCUGUUUCUCUGCUGCAGGAGGAAACAAACUCAAAACAUCCUUAAGUUUAAGAUCAAAUGUUUUAAAUGAACCGUCUCUCUCUCUGUGCAAUAAUAAGUCUGUUUGAUAUGUUUGAUAUUUCUCUGCAUCGCCCUCUCGAUCCAAAGUGUAAAUAUAUUUGACGAGUGUUGAAUGUUUUCUUUUUGUAUGUUUCCUGAUGACUUUUAACACUAUCAUAUAGAACAAACCAGCCUGUGUGUGAAGUGUAACCGACAUGAAGGAGAAGUAUGAAUGAAUAAAUUUAAAUAUCUGCUGGACCUUUAAAGAGCC